Phodopus roborovskii (desert hamster) is the source of this 5632-nucleotide messenger RNA. RefSeq names its product jade family PHD finger 1 (gene Jade1). Gene Ontology annotation, biological process: regulation of transcription by RNA polymerase II. Gene Ontology annotation, cellular component: histone acetyltransferase complex. The transcript has 11 exons. Bases 257 to 2761 code for a protein of 834 amino acids. The record is from RefSeq and is a predicted model, not a curated record. Lineage: Eukaryota; Metazoa; Chordata; Mammalia; Rodentia; Cricetidae.
CGGGAGUUCUCGGGAGUAAUGUAAUGCCGAAGGUCGCUGCCUAGUGGAAAUAAUAUAGUACGUCAUUAAUAUGGCGCCAAAAGAUUGGGCUGUGGAUCUGUAGCGCGGAGGGAGGAGGCGGCCGCCCGCGCCGCGGCACUAUCCCACCAGCAACUUGGGCAUCGCCGGGCGGGGGCCGGCGACGAGGCCAGGAUGGCCGCGGAGCCCGAGAAUUGAUCGGUGUUGAAUCAGCUGCCUGCUGUCUCCCGGGGAGAUCAUGAAACGAGGUCGCCUUCCCAGCAGCAGUGAGGAUUCUGACGACAAUGGCAGCUUGUCAACAACGUGGUCCCAGCAUUCCCGAUCCCAGCACGGGAGGAGUGCCUGCUCUAGGCAUGAAGAUCGAAAACCUUCUGAGGUGUUUAGAACUGACCUGAUCACUGCCAUGAAGUUGCAUGACUCCUAUCAACUGAACCCUGAUGAGUACUACGUGCUGGCAGAUCCCUGGAGACAGGAAUGGGAGAAAGGAGUCCAGGUGCCCGUGAGCCCAGGGUCCAUCCCGCAGCCUGUGGCCAGGGUUGUGUCUGAAGAGAAGUCUCUCAUGUUCAUCAGGCCCAAGAAGUACAUCGCAUCAUCUGGCUCUGAGCCUCCAGAGUUGGGCUACGUUGAUAUCCGGACGCUGGCGGAUAGUGUAUGUCGCUAUGACCUCAACGAUAUGGAUGCUGCGUGGCUGGAACUAACCAAUGAAGAAUUUAAGGAGAUGGGGAUGCCUGAGCUAGAUGAGUAUACCAUGGAAAGGGUCUUGGAGGAAUUUGAACAACGAUGCUAUGAUAAUAUGAAUCAUGCCAUAGAGACAGAAGAGGGCUUGGGGAUUGAAUACGAUGAAGAUGUUGUCUGUGAUGUCUGCCAGUCACCUGAUGGCGAGGAUGGCAACGAGAUGGUAUUCUGUGACAAGUGUAACAUCUGUGUGCAUCAGGCUUGCUAUGGAAUCCUCAAGGUGCCAGAGGGCAGUUGGCUAUGCCGGACAUGUGCCCUGGGGGUUCAGCCAAAAUGUUUGCUAUGUCCCAAGAAAGGUGGAGCUAUGAAGCCCACUCGCAGCGGAACCAAGUGGGUCCAUGUCAGCUGUGCCCUGUGGAUCCCUGAGGUAAGCAUUGGCAGCCCUGAGAAGAUGGAGCCCAUCACGAAGGUGUCUCACAUCCCCAGCAGUCGGUGGGCACUCGUGUGCAGCCUCUGCAAUGAGAAGUUUGGGGCUUCCAUACAGUGCUCUGUGAAGAACUGCCGGACAGCCUUCCACGUGACCUGUGCUUUUGACCGUGGCCUAGAGAUGAAGACCAUUUUGGCAGAGAACGAUGAGGUCAAGUUCAAGUCCUACUGCCCGAAGCACAGCUCACACAGGAAACCUGAGGAGAGCCUGGGUGAGGGGUCUGCGCAGGAGAACGGGGCCCCCGAGUGUUCUCCUGGGAGCCCUCUGGAGCCCUUUGCCAGUUUGGAGCAGAAUAGAGAAGAGGCCCACCGGGUGAGUGUUCGCAAGCAGAAACUACAGCAGCUGGAGGAUGAGUUCUACACCUUCGUUAACCUGCUGGAUGUGGCCAGGGCCCUGCGACUGCCAGAGGAAGUAGUGGAUUUCCUGUACCAGUACUGGAAGUUGAAGAGGAAGGUCAACUUCAAUAAGCCCCUCAUCACCCCAAAGAAAGAUGAAGAGGACAAUCUAGCCAAGCGGGAGCAGGAUGUCUUGUUUAGGAGGCUGCAGCUGUUCACGCACCUGCGGCAGGACCUGGAGAGGGUUCGGAACCUCACUUACAUGGUGACCCGCAGGGAAAAGAUUAAACGAUCUGUGUGCAAAGUCCAGGAACAGAUUUUCAGUCUUUACACUAAGCUCUUGGAGCAAGAAAGAGUUUCAGGUGUGCCUUCUUCCUGCUCCUCCUCACUGGAGAACAUGCUUUUGUUCAAUAGUCCUUCUGUGGGUCCCAAUGCUCCCAAGAUAGAGGACUUGAAGUGGCAUUCUGCAUUCUUCAGGAAACAAAUGGGUAGUACUUCCUUGGUUCAUUCGAUGAAAAAGUCCCAUAAGCGAGAUCCAUUGCAGAAUAGUCCUGGGAGUGAGGGGAAGACCUUGCUCAAGCAGCCAGCUCUGUGUGGUAGAAGGAGGGGGCUGGGGGUCCCAGAAAGAUUUCUGAACUUUGAAAAGAGUUUUACAGAAGCACGUCUCAUAUCAUCAGCACAACAGAAAAACGGUGUGGUGACACCAGACCAUGGGAAAAGAAGAGACAAUCGUUUUCAUUGUGAUCUCAUUAAAGGAGACUUAAAGGACAAAUCUUUUAAACAGAGUCACAAGCCUCUCAGGUCCACAGACUCAUCCCAGAGGCAUCUGGACAACACAAGAGCUGCCACCUCCCCUGGAAUAGGGCAGUCAGCACCUGGCAUGAGGAAGGAGAUUGUGCCCAAGUGCAAUGGCUCCCUAGUCAAAGUGCCUACAACACCUACCAGCCCAGUGAAAAGCUGGGGAGGAUUUCGGAUUCCAAAGAAGGGGGAACGACAGCAGCAAGGAGAAGCCCUUGAGGGGGCCUGCCACCAGCAAUCAGACUGCCCCCACCUGGGUUUAGGCCGAGUUCCAGGCAAGGAAAGGGCAAAGAACAGGUUAAGAUCUGACAGUGAGAACGAUGGGUAUGCCCCCGAUGUGGAAAUGAGUGACUCGGAGAGUGAGGCAUCAGAGAAGAAAUGUAUCCAUGCCAGCAGCACCAUCAGCAGGAGGACAGACAUCAUCAGGAGAAGCAUAUUGGCCUCUUGAUGAAGCAGACUGUGUGGAAAGCACGUGGCUUGUUGCUGGCCAUGCUGAGGAGAGCUCUGGCAUGGGGGCAAGCAAAAACCCAUUAUUUCUGAGCUACACAAACAUUUUUCCUUGCAAUUCAGAUUGAAUUUCUUUCCAGAGUCAUUUAUAAAUCAUUGUUGUGAGGUUUGUGUUAUUUGCAACUUGUUGAGGAAACAGAAGGGUAGAUUGUAACCACAAGACACUAAGAUUAGAACCUGAAAUAAACUCUAAAAAUGAAGUAACUUAGAGAGGGCCAGGCUUGAAAGGCACCUUGCAUUACUGCCCUCCACGUUUUUUUUUUUUCCAAAGCACAAACUCUUGGAUACCCCGAGUACAGAAUCAGAUAGAAUUCUGUGUUAUGAAUAAAUCCUAUUUAUAGAAGCCUUCAUGUACUAUUUAUAGCCCACAAAGCUCAUUUUCUAGGAAUGGUAAAAGCUGACAUUAUUUUGGCUCCCAGGCUGUGGGUGUGAGUAGCCGGGACUCAGAAACUUCAGCUACACUGGGAUCUUGCACACGUGGCAUCCAGGGGAAGAGUUUACACAACAGGCAUUGAUGGAAGGCUGGAGGGGCAGAGCAAAGCUGCUGAAUUGAGAUUUAGGGCCUGUGUAGCCUGUCCUGAGCCCCUGAGUGGGCUGUGGAUAUAGAGUGGGUGGAGAAAGUUCUGUGAGAAAGGGUGGCCAAGACCCAACCAAGUGUUACUAGUCCUCUUGACCUUCCUCUUUCCUCACUGCUGGUCCUAUUCCUUGAACCCAAUUCGGAUUUCCCUGGCUACUGCCAGUAGUUGACCACCUGGCUUCCAAUAACACAAUGACUAUUCAAGUUCAAGUGAUGAACUUCAGACUCUGGUGAUUUUCACUCCCCAGAGUUGACCACUAGUGCAUAUUGGGGGAAUCCAGGCUUCCACCAUGAAUGGAUUCCUUAAGCAAAAAGGAAAAAAAAAAAAAAAAAAAAAAAAAAAAGGAAAAAAAAAGAAAAAAGGUAAAACAGGUUAUAUUUUUAAAACAAUAGAAAGGCAAUAUGUUGCGUCAAGCUCUUAUAUUGACCAAGACUAUAUAGGAAAGAAGUCAGUGUACCCUUGAAUAGGUUUUCUGGAGUUGGAGUUCUAAACUCUGAUUUGUAACUUGGACUUUUGAAUUGCAAAUGGCAAUAACUAGUAAAUUAUCAGCAAUAAUAAAUUUAGCAUUAAAUUUGAGUAUAAUGUUCUGUUUUUUGCACUCAUGUGGUGCGUAUGUAUUCAGACAAGUGGAUAGUGUUAAAGUCCUGUUAUUUUCUUUGGCAUUCAGUGUAGUUGUGAAUCAAAUUUAAGAGAAGGAAAUAGCAAUGAGAUUUAGAAUUAAGGGCAUUUGGAAUAAGCCCCAUUUCCUCUUAAUUACCCUUAGUUUGUUAAUAUCAAUGUUCAGAUUCCUGAUUCAUUUAUACAUCUGUUUCCAUGUGGCAGGGACAUUCUGAUAUUUAAUGAACAAUGCUUUGAGUUUGUAGAAGCUUUCAAGUCUUCCAGAUGAUCGUAAACAACAGAAAAGGCUUAUUGAAUUCCAUCUUGCUAUGCAAGUUUUAUCAGAUGAUCAAAUGACAGAUCUGAUGCAUCCCAUUGUAUGUGUAUUUUCAAACCAAGUCUUAACUUCUCAAGUACAUUGUAGUAGCUAAUUCAGGGGAGGGGAAAGGAUGACCCAGGUUUUAGAUUGACUAUUUUUGAGCUGUGGAGCUCCUUUUGAGACUGCUGUCCAGAUCAGCUUAUUGCUACCGGUAUUUGAAGGUUCUUAGGAGUCCAAGUUGUCCUUUCACUUGUAGACUAAUUUAAAAAUUAGAUGUUUUGCAUAUGAGCAAAAACCUUUUGCUGGAUCCAGGGAAAGGUUGGACUCUAUCUAUUUAUCUUUGGAUUGCAGCAACAGUUCUGGGUGAGAAUAGAAUUUAUAGAGGAAUAAUUUGUGAAGCCAUAGAAAGAAAACCUAAAUUAAUCUAGUGAGUAUAUAGCCUCCUACCAGUUUAAGAGGCACCAGAUCCAUUUGCACUAUUAGGAAUGCUAGUUUUGUGCAAAAAUAAUGCCUUACCUAUUUUCCCCCCACAUUUAGGUUGAAAAGCUUUCAAGUGUUCCAAGUUUGCUGAACCAAAAAACAAAACAAAAUAAAAAAAUAAAAAAAAUUCCCCUACAAAAACAAAACAAAAAAAUACAAGCCCACUUUUUAUUACUGCUUUGAAGUUCAAAUGGUAUAGAGCACGGUUUCUGACGGUGUAACUACAGCUUUGUAAGUUAGUUUCAUGUCAUGCUGGGAACUCUGUAUGAGGCGGCCAUAUGCAGCAACAGCCCACCUACCCACUUGCAUUCUAUUAGUAUGGAGCUUUUUUGUUUGUUUGUUCUUUUGGAUUUUCCUUGUGCAUCCUGACCAAGAAAUAACUUUGAUUAUGAUCAAUGUAUUUAUGUCAAAAUGUAGGCUAGUUAAACUUUUGUAAAGUUGCCUGGAAUGUCAUUUGUUAGGUUAUAAACACAAAAUUUAAAUGAAGGGUUUUAUGUGUUGUGUACAAAUAUUAAUUAUUUUAAAAUGGACAAACUUGUCAUUACAUUUGUAACCUUGUACAGAGGAUUUUUCACUAUGUGCCUAGCUUGGUGUCCAUUCAGCUAAAAUUGAAAAAAAAAAAAAAGGUGCAUGAAGAGUUAAAAUCAGAAGUUAAACAAAGUAUAUGUAGAGAUGACUAUUUUAUAUUACAUGGCCCAAUCCUGUAUUUAUUUCUACCCCCUUUUUGAAAGUAUUUAUAAAACUAGUUGAAGACAACUGUAUUUUUUUGUUGAACUAUUUAGUAGAAUUUGUGCCUUUUUGUCUGUAUGUGAAUAAAUGCUGUACAUUUUGCAAUACA